GUGGAUUUACUCUAGUGUUGUCAACGUUUAAUGAUUGAUUUCUACAUUAUAUUAGUUUUAUGAUAUUAUUGAUCAACAUCAGUAUUAGUUUUGUAUUUCUUUGUAUAACUUUACUGACAAAAAAAAUCAAUUUGCCUCUAUUUCUCAAUCAAAUCACAUUUGUUCUGAGACCACUUUUGAUUACAAUAUGUAGCCACUUACCGCGCGAAAUUUUGAUGAACAAAACAUGUGGGGAUAGGCUAGGCCUAGCCUGGGCCUUGUAGAAAGCUGUGCUUACUUUAUUAUUUUCCUCUUCAAUAAUAUGAAUAUCGAAAAAGAUGAAGAUGCGAACCUAUCUGGUAUGCUUGAAACGUACAUCAAAACACAGCAUGAACAAGAGUUGAUAGAGAUUCUAUCUCUUGAUGAAGAAAAUGACCAUUUUCCUGUAUAUAUUGAUGCUAUGACUUUAUUUGAAAAUAAUAUGCGAUUGAGUGAGUUGAUCCUUCAAAACCCACUUCAGGGAUUACCAGUCAUUGACAGUGCAUUGAAGACUGUUGCCAGGAACAUAUUCAAGAAUAGCCCAAUCAAAGACAGAAUGAUAUUGAAGAUGAAUCUGCAUGCAAGGAUGACAAGCCUACCUGUCUGUCCUGAACUGAUGAGGAUCAUCUUGCCAAAGAAUUGUGACAUCGGCAAAUUUGUUUCAAUUUCAGGUACUGUCAUCCGUGGUGGUGCAAUUAAACUCCUAGAAUUUGAGAAAGAUUUCAUGUGCUCUCGUUGCAGGACUGUUUUCACAGUUCAGGCUGAUUUUGAACAGUUUUAUCGUGAUUGUAAACCUGAGGGAUGUCCAUUUGAAGAGGGGUGUGGGUCAAUGCAAUUCACCUGUCUCAACGACUCUAGCACCGGCCCAACUCGUUGCCGUGACUACCAAGAAAUCAAGAUUCAAGAACAAGUUCAGAAGUUGGCAGUGGGAACAAUACCAAGGUCAAUGUGGGUCGUACUGGAAGAUGAUUUAGUUGACACUUGUAAGGCAGGUGAUGAUGUCACUGUCAGUGGUAUUAUUAUGAGGAGGUGGAACCAUCUUGGUAUUAACAACAAGUGUGAAAUUGAGCUGGUAGUAAAGGCAAACAAUAUUCAAGUGAAUAAUGAACAACAUGGGGCACAGUCUGUUACCAAUGAAUUAAAAAAAGAAUUUGAAGAUUUUUGGGAAAGCCACAAAUAUGCACCAUUCACAGCCCGUAAUGUUGUUUUAUCCAGCGUCUGUCCUCAAAUUUAUGGCUUGUAUGUCGUAAAAUUAGCAGUCGCUAUGGUGAUGAUUGGGGGUGUACAGAAAGUGGACCAAUCAGGAACCCGAACAAGAGGCGAAUGUCAUCUCCUCCUUGUUGGUGAUCCAGGCACAGGCAAGUCACAGUUUUUAAAAUAUGCUGCAAAGGUGAUUCCAAGAUCAGUACUGACCACAGGAAUUGGGUCAACUAACGCCGGCUUGACCGUCACUGCUGUCAAAGAUUCCGGGGAAUGGCAGUUAGAAGCAGGGGCACUGGUUCUAGCUGAUGGCGGAAUCUGCUGUAUAGAUGAAUUUAAUAGCAUCCGUGAGCAUGAUCGUGCCAGCAUACACGAAGCAAUGGAACAACAGACCAUCAGUGUUGCUAAGGCUGGUCUUGUCUGCAAAUUAAAUGCUCGAACCAAAGUCUUAGCAGCAACAAACCCCAAAGGAAAGUAUGAUCCAUCUGAAGACUUGAGUGUAAAUAUUGCCCUCGCAAGUCCAUUGCUGAGCAGGUUUGAUAUGGUGCUAGUAUUAUUAGACAACCAAAAUGAGGAAUGGGAUAAGAUUAUUUCAUCUUUUAUUUUACAAGACAAGAUUCCUGGAUCCAAAGAUGAUACCUCUGAUCAACUUUGGAGCUUAGAGAAGAUGCAGGCAUAUUUUACAUUGGUAACAUCUGUGGAGCCUACUAUGACAGAAGAUGCAACAAUUGUGUUAUCAAGAUAUUACCAAGCUCAACGCAAGGCAGAUCAACGAAAUGCGGCACGUACAACGAUACGUUUACUGGAGAGUAUGGUUCGUUUGUCACAAGCUCACGCCAGGCUUAUGUAUCGAGAUGAAGUGCGAGUUUGCGAUGCAGUCGUGGCCGUCAGUGUGAUGGAGUCGAGCAUGUAUGGGGCUGCAUUACUGGGAGGAAUCAAUGCAUUGCAUACAUCCUUCCCAGAAGACCCAGAACAAGAAUACAAGGUGCAGGCUGAGAUGAUCUUGACACAUUUAGAGCUUCAUGACAUCUUAUCUGUAGAGAUGGAACGACUCUCACGCCAAGAAUCUGAAGGAAAAGAAAGUUUGUUGCGAAAAAAUGAAAGCAUUCUGGAACAAAAAGCUAUAACCAUACUUGAUAACGGCAACAAACACGAAAGCAUGCCGGAACAAGGUACAGUGAACUUACUUGAUAACAGCAACAUUAAUGAAAGUAUACAGGAGCAAGACACGGUAAACUUAUUUGAUACCAGUGAAGAAAAUGAAUUUAAUGAAUCCUUACGCAGUUCGCAUGAUCGUUCAGACAUUAUUGGAAGUGCAGAACACAAAAAAAGAUUGAUAGAUACAGAUGGAAAUAAAGAGGACGUUCUGGUAGCUGUUACCAAUGGAAACUCAUUACGUAAAGGUCAAAAGGAUUCCACCGAAAAUGAUGCACAAAAGGAUUCCAUCGAAAAUGAUGCAUGUGAUUGCUCUACUGAUGACACAGAUGAUUUUCUUGCAAACGUUGCUCAAGAAGUUUUUAAUGAGAUUAAAGCAUCAUCGGAAACAACAUUAAGUAAUGAAGACGAAACCAUUUCUCAGAUUAAUGAUACAGUCUUAAUUGAUUCUCAACAUUGUCUGACAAGUCAAGAUAAAAAUUCAGCCCAUAAUGUUGGUAAUAAGACGUCACAUGAUUCAAACGGCAAGAAGAAACGAACCGCUGAGGGCAUGCUACACAUGCAGCCUGCAGAAAAGAAAAGCAAAGCCAUGUUAAUUAGCGAGAAAACUGUGAGAAAACUGAAUGCAUUCAGUUUUAGUAACUCAUCUAAAUGUAAUUCUGAAGGCCCACAAAACAAGAAACAAAAUGCAACAUCCUUUAGCAAACCAAAACCAAAAAAUCAUUUUCCAGCCUCAUCCCAAAUAUUCACAACUGACGACUGCCUAGAUGAAUUAGAUUUAAGUGAUUUGUGAAACAACUGAUUUAUAAAUUAGGUGAUCUCUUAAGGUACAGGCGUGAUCUAUACACCUUUGAAUUGCACAAACCUGUAUUUGGCAAGUAAUUCUUGGGCUAGCAUUAAGUCAUCUUCCAGCAUUUCCAGAAUUGGUAAGUGAUGGAUAUUUUGUCUGUUUACCAAGGUCCUUGUUACUUGGAGGCAUCUUACUUCAGACCGUAAACUGGUAGCACUGCCAUCACUUCUUCAAACUCUUGACCUUUGACAACAUUCCAUUUUUGGUAUUUUGAUUAAUUUGAGAUUGAUUUGUAAACUUCACACAUUCCUGUCUUGUUGUAUUCUAUCCUUGCCAUUUCUAUUUAUAGUGAUAAGUUAUUUGCACUCAUUUUUGCCACAUUUGGAAAAACUAGAAGUUGAGUUAAAUGAGGCAUGUCGUGGCGAAAUUGUUAAGUUGUCGCACAGGCCAUUAUUGAGUAAAUUAGCUUUAAAAUAUGAGAGUUCAAAAAAUUGUCUAAAAGUCCAAGUUUUUUUUCACUGUAGAUCAACAGUUUAAUUGUAUUAAUCAUGUCCCAAAUUAUUAGUUCUGCAAAUGGUCAACAAAUCGUUUAUUUAACGUUAUUUUGAUAGUUAUUUCUAUUAAACAAUGUAUGCACAAAUAACUUUGGAAGGCCAUUACUCAAAAUCGUGUUUAUCUUGACUCUAAGAUUGCUGUACUUUCACUUUCCAAUAACUUAGGAUUGAAAUGUCCCAUUUCAAUGAAUAACUCCUUAUUUUAAAGAUUACAUACUCAGGUAUCUGAAAAUACCAAUAAUUCCAAUUUUUGCUACAACUUAGCCAUUUUGCCACAACAUGCCUCAUAGAGCGUUUAGAUGGUCAUAUAGGUUGUGUCUGGAUUGUACUUGCACCACCUUAUGUUUGGAGUGAGAACUUUGAUGUUAGUUUAGGCUAACUUUGUAUAAUAAAUUAUAAACAUUAAGUUUAUCUUUAUACUGGUUGCAGUAGAAGUUCUACAGGAAUUGAACCCAGGACCCUGGGAUUGGAAGGUAAUACUUAAGGUAAAGCAAGCUACAGCUGGUUGCCUGUAAACUACUUUCAUAAACAUCUCUUACUAGUCUGUUUAAAUCUGCAGCCAGCAUUAACUCAUCUUUCAACGUUCCUAGAAUUGGUAAGUGAUGGAUAGAUAGAUAUAUUUACAGAGGUCCUUAUUACUUGGAGGCAUCUGACUUUCAGACUGGAAACUGGUUGUACUAACAUCACUUCUUCAAACUCUUGUCCUUCAGCUAAUGCUUUGGGAUAAUACACUUGCUCUUCCAUCCUGCAGUUAGAUGAUUUCCUAAGAUACAUGUGUGAUCAUACGGGUCUGAAUUACACAACUUGCAUUUGGAAAGAUUUCAUUUUUGUGUUGUAUAUUCUCCAUGUUGGUUCCCUAACACAGUUCAUCCAGAUUAAUCUAACAGUUCUUUGAGAUUAAUUUGUAAACUUGACAUAUGCUGAUAUUUCUAUCUGGAGCCAGCACAACUUACCGUAUCUUCUUUCAACUUCCCCAGAAUGGUAAUGAUGGAUAUUUUCUCUGUUUAGGUCCUUAUUACUUGAAGCCAUCUUACUUUCAGACUGUAAACUGGUAGCACCAACAUCACUUCUUCAAUGUCUUUUAGCUAAUGUGUGGGAUACUUCACUUCUCUUGCUCUUCCGUUCUCCAGUUAGAUGAUUCUUUACAAUCCACGGGUGAUCCAGACGGGUGUGAACUACACAACUUUUAUUUUGCAUGAUUCGAUUUUUUGAAUCGUACUUUCUCCAUGUGGGUUCCCCAACAAAGUUCAUUCAGAUAAGUCCAACAGUUUCUUGGCAAUUGAUUUGUAAACUUGGCUUCUGUCUUCUUGGUUUUUAUCUUUGACUUGCUAUUUAUAGCAUGAGAA
Molecule: messenger RNA, 5063 nt
Organism: Anneissia japonica
Lineage: Eukaryota; Metazoa; Echinodermata; Crinoidea; Comatulida; Comatulidae
Product: DNA helicase MCM9-like
Exons: 17
Coding region: 302-3166 (954 amino acids)
Biological process (GO): double-strand break repair via homologous recombination; DNA replication
Cellular component (GO): nucleus; MCM complex
Molecular function (GO): ATP binding; single-stranded DNA helicase activity; single-stranded DNA binding
Source: RefSeq, a predicted model, not a curated record